Molecule: messenger RNA, 2214 nt
Organism: Ectocarpus sp. CCAP 1310/34
Lineage: Eukaryota; Phaeophyceae; Ectocarpales; Ectocarpaceae
Source: the annotation of a GenBank genome assembly
CGAAAGGGGACGUCCAGCCGUGGGAGCGCGCCGGACCUGGGCGCUGUUAUCACGUGAAGAUCGAUGGCAUCACGGGGGCAGCUUCGUUCGUCCUCCAGCCGAACCCCUCUCCCCGACAUUGACCUGGAAUCUGACGGCUUUACGCGUGCUGAACCUAAGUCGGCUCGUCGUGGCGCUGCCAAGCGCAAUCGCUACGACUAUAGGUUCGAAGCCCACGUGCUCCAGCAGCUGCAUAUCCUCGAGGAGGACCGCCAAGCCCUCUGGCAGGCUGAGCACCUCACCCCUCUGCAGUACCUGGAAACCCACAUGAAUGUCCCUCGCCCCAACAUCUGCAAGUGGGUCAAGGAGGAGAACGAGAUCGUGGCGGGCGCCGCAGACGAAGUGAAGCAGACGCUACUCGCGAAACAGCAGCUAAAGCGGUGGUUUCCUACCGCCGAGAAGAAGCUCUACAAUCGUUUCUUGGCUCGCCGCAGGAAGAAGCUGAAGGUGUCGACCCUGUGGCUCACCGUCACGUUCCGGAAGCUGCUGGAGGAGCACCACCCUACCGACAGCCGGGCGGCAUUGUUUCGACCUUCCUUCCGGUGGAUGCAAAAAUGGGCCAAGAGACAAAAAGUGGGGUUCCACAGGAGGUUCCGCCAGGUGAUCCGCGAGCCGGUGCAGCGGAGGAAGGUAGUCUUCCCUGAGAGUGCAUCACUGUCUACGGGUGGUGCGGAGGAGCCCAGGCUGGCUAGAAAGUACGGGCAGUUCCAGCUGUCGGAGCGUUUCGACGUGGAUCAGCCAGCCCUUGCCGGACUGGAGAAAAGGCAGUGCACCAUGCAAGUCAUCUUUGGUCCCGGUAAGAGGGUUACGCGGAUUGCCCUCAUUUUCAGAGGCACGGGGAAGCGAAUCUCGAAGGUGAAGAAGGUCGCGUACCACAGGAGUGUGGAUGUCUUCUUCCAAGCAAACGCAUGGGCUGACCAGGACUUCUGCAUGGAGUGGGCCAAGAAGUCCUUUCGCCCGAGCUUGAUGCGCGGGAGGAGCCAGCUCCCCAUAGCGAGGACCCUCCUUCUCAUGGACAACUUGCACGCGCAGACGACGGACAAGUUCAAGGACUAUCUGUCCAAGCAAUGCACCACCCUUCCCUGGUUUUUUCCGACCGAGACCACGGACGAACUGCAGUCCGUCGACGCGGGAGCCGGACGCUUUCUGAAGGUGGAGGAUGGGAAGCGAAUGGAUAUGUGGUGGGAGCAGGCGGACAACGUCGAAAGGUGGGAAAGCAACUCGUUGACGGCGUCUGACCGGCGCGUGCUGAUCACGCAGUGGGUUGGGGCAGCCAUGGAAGAACUCAACAGCCGCGAGGAAUACCGGUUCCACCUUUUCGAAAAGUGUGGCAUGGCGAAGACUGUCGACGGUUCAGGCGAUGGCCGAAUCACCUUGGAGGGUCUGGACAAGCCGUACACCUUCGCGGGCGAUGGGGACUCCAGCGACGACGAGGGAUCUUCCGAGACUAGCAACGAUGGGUGCGGGGGUGGGAAUGACCAGACGGUUGAGGGCGGGGGGGACCACAGCGGCGAGGGCGUGGAGGACGGCGAUUCUAGCGACGAAGACACUCGUGGAAAGUUGGAUGCCCACCAGGAGACGGCCAGUGGCCAGAUGGACGAGCUGAGUCUUGUGGACGACGACGACAGCAUGGAAUCGCACGACAAGAUUCACGCCAUGGAGAAUCCGGAUGGGUUUCGCAUUCAAGCAUCUACAUCGGCAGCUCUUGACAGUUCGUUACUGCAGCGUGGAGUACUCAUGGACGAGCUGAGUCUUGUGGACGACGACGACAGCAUGGAAUCGCACGACAAGAUUCACGCCAUGGAGAAUCCGGAUGGGUUUCGCAUUCAAGCAUCUACAUCGGCAGCUCUUGACAGUUCGUUACUGCAGCGUGGAGUACUCGUUAGGCUGGGUAUGGGGUGUUUUGGGGGGGUGAUCACUCGACAGUCUCAGAAGCGCACUCGCCACCUUUACGACUACCGUGUGCAUCUCGACCUAGACCAAAGUACGCGCAGUAUGAAGCUGCCGUUGGAAAUGUACAGAGGAGAUCCGGAUGCGGUGGUGGGCUCGUGGAUCUUGCUUGAGAGGAGCACGGUCGAGCAGGUGGAUGGGGGCGGAGCUGCAGCCACGUUGGGCGGUAGCAGAGCGGGAAGGGAACGCAGGCCGAACGUGACCCUUAUCGACCAAGAAGGUUGA